CUUGCCUCCUUCUGCCUUUGCAGGGGCUUCGGGAAGCAAGGGUUCCAGUGCCAAGUCUGCUGUUUCGUUGUGCACAAGCGGUGCCAUGAAUUUGUCACGUUCUCCUGCCCAGGCGCCGACAAGGGUCCAGCCUCUGAUGACCCCCGGAGCAAGCACAAGUUCAAGAUCCACACCUACUCCAGCCCCACCUUCUGUGACCACUGCGGGUCGCUGCUGUACGGACUCAUCCACCAGGGGAUGAAAUGUGACACCUGCAUGAUGAACGUCCACAAGCGCUGCGUGAUGAACGUCCCCAGCCUCUGCGGCACGGACCACACGGAGCGCCGCGGCCGCAUCUACAUCCAGGCGCACAUCGAGGGGCCAGUCCUCACCGUGCUCGUAAGAGAUGCUAAAAACCUUGUCCCCAUGGACCCCAAUGGCUUGUCAGAUCCCUAUGUGAAACUGAAACUCAUUCCUGACCCCAAAAGUGAGAGCAAACAGAAGACCAAAACCAUCAAGUGCUCCCUCAACCCCGAGUGGAACGAGACAUUCAGAUUCCAGCUGAAGGACUCGGACAAAGACCGGAGGCUGUCCGUGGAGAUCUGGGACUGGGAUCUGACCAGCCGGAACGACUUCAUGGGCUCCCUGUCGUUCGGGAUUUCCGAGCUGCAGAAGGCGGGGGUGGAUGGCUGGUUUAAGCUGCUGAGCCAGGAGGAGGGCGAGUACUUCAACGUGCCCGUGCCGCCGGAAGGAAGUGAAGGCAACGAGGAGCUGCGGCAGAAGUUUGAGAGGGCCAAGAUCGGUCAGACUCCCAAGACUCCAGAAGAAAAAACUACCAACACCAUAGCCAAAUUUGACAACAAUGGGAACAGGGACCGGAUGAAGCUGAGCGAUUUUAACUUCCUGAUGGUGCUUGGGAAAGGCAGCUUUGGCAAGGUCAUGCUCUCCGAGCGGAAAGGCACGGACGAGCUCUACGCCGUGAAGAUCCUGAAGAAGGACGUGGUGAUCCAGGACGACGACGUGGAGUGCACCAUGGUGGAGAAGCGGGUGCUGGCCCUGCCCGGGAAGCCGCCCUUCCUGACCCAGCUGCACUCCUGCUUCCAGACCAUGGACCGCCUGUACUUCGUGAUGGAAUACGUGAACGGCGGUGACCUCAUGUACCACAUCCAGCAGGUUGGCCGGUUUAAGGAGCCUCAUGCUGUAUUUUACGCUGCAGAAAUCGCCAUCGGCCUGUUCUUCUUACAGAGCAAGGGCAUCAUUUACCGUGACCUAAAACUUGACAACGUGAUGCUGGAUUCCGAGGGCCACAUCAAGAUCGCCGACUUUGGCAUGUGCAAGGAGAACAUCUGGGACGGGGUGACCACCAAGACGUUCUGCGGCACUCCGGACUACAUCGCCCCUGAGAUCAUUGCAUACCAGCCCUAUGGGAAGUCGGUGGACUGGUGGGCAUUCGGAGUCCUGCUGUAUGAGAUGCUGGCCGGGCAGGCGCCCUUCGAAGGGGAGGAUGAGGAUGAACUCUUCCAGUCCAUCAUGGAGCACAACGUGGCUUACCCCAAGUCCAUGUCCAAGGAGGCUGUGGCCAUCUUGAAGCUGAUGACCAAGCACCCGGGCAAACGUCUGGGCUGCGGGCCCGAAGGCGAGCGGGACAUCAAAGAGCACGCGUUCUUCCGGUAUAUUGACUGGGAGAAACUGGAACGCAAAGAGAUUCAGCCCCCGUAUAAGCCAAAAGCCAGAGACAAGCGAGACACCUCCAACUUCGACAAAGAGUUCACCAGACAGCCUGUGGAACUCACGCCCACGGACAAACUCUUCAUCAUGAACUUGGACCAAAAUGAGUUUGCCGGCUUCUCCUAUACUAACCCAGAGUUUGUCAUUAACGUGUAGGUGAGCGCCCGCUGCUCGCGGAGCCUGGAGGCGGGACUCCAGGCCGAGUGUACGCAUUGAUUUGUCUUCCAGAUCCGUGGUGCUCCUGCCGGCAUUCCGGGAUGGGAGCUGGCCGGGGGCUUCUCUUUGGAUGUGUAGCUUGCUAGUUUGUUUUCUACAUUUGAAAAAUGUUUAGUUUAGAGUAAGCGCUUUAUCCAAGUAGAAAGGAACCGUUUUCCAAUCUUCCAGAAACUCAUCAAAUGAACAGACGAUGUCAAAACUACCGUGUCUGACCCCAAAAUGCUUCAGUAUUUGUAAUUUUUAAAAUCAGAAGCUGAUGUUCCUAGUGAAAGUUUUUACAGCUGUUCUGCAGUAUUUCCCCUGAAUGCUAAGCAUGACUGGUGUUUUUAAAAAUAGUGAGUAAGCUUUGCAGUUACUGUGAACUGUUGUCUCUUGGAGGAAAUUUUUUGUUUAAGAAUUGACAUGAUUAAACUGAGUUAAUAUAUGCAAA
Messenger RNA from Myotis davidii, 2353 nucleotides. RefSeq names its product protein kinase C beta (gene PRKCB). Gene Ontology annotation, biological process: protein phosphorylation. Lineage: Eukaryota; Metazoa; Chordata; Mammalia; Chiroptera; Vespertilionidae. The transcript has 17 exons. Gene Ontology annotation, molecular function: diacylglycerol-dependent serine/threonine kinase activity; zinc ion binding; ATP binding. The record is from RefSeq and is a predicted model, not a curated record. The annotation marks the transcript as partial.